This is a messenger RNA of Lodderomyces orthopsilosis Co 90-125, 198 nucleotides long. RefSeq names its product Chs1 predicted chitin synthase. Bases 1 to 198 code for a protein of 65 amino acids. Lineage: Eukaryota; Fungi; Ascomycota; Pichiomycetes; Serinales; Debaryomycetaceae. The record is from RefSeq and is a predicted model, not a curated record. The transcript has a single exon.
AUGACUCUAGAAGGUGAGAUAGCCCCGUUGGAAGCGUGCUUUAGUUACAGUGACUACAUUGAAGCGUUCUAUCCAAAUGGGUGUGAAGUUGACAACUUGCAAAACGACAUGGAAUGUGAUAGUGUAGAUAUAGAUGUAAAUAUUAGUUCUGGACAAGAACAAUGUUGUAAACGUAAAAGGGGUCCAUACAGAGACUAA